AUGCGGUUUUGUGUUGACUACCGCCGCCUGAACGACGUUACAAAGAAGGACAGCUAUCCCUUGCCAAGAAUUAAUGACACGCUGGACAUGCUUACAGGCGUAAAGUGGUUUAGUACGCUGGAUCUGAAAAGUGGCUACUGGCAGGUUGAAAUUGACCCUAAGUACAAGGAGAAAACUGCAUUCUCCACAGGAAAGGGUCUGUGGCAAUUUAAAGUCAUGCCGUUUGGAUUGUGGAAUGCUCCAGCAACGUUUGAAAGGUUGAUGGAGCUUGUACUUACCAGGCUGAUUGGAGAUGCCUGUCUGGUCUAUUUGGAUGACAUCAUCAUCGUAGGCCGUACGUUUGAGGAACACCUUCAAAACCUGGAACGUGUGCUCACAAAGAUCCAGAGUGCCAACCUCAAGUUGAGUCCGAAGAAGUGCUCACUAUUCAAACGGCAAGUUAGUUUUUUGGGGUAUGUAGUGUCGGAAGAAGGUAUCCGCACGGAUCCAGAGAAAAUUGCCGCUGUCAAGGAGUGGCCGGUUCCAAAAGACAAGACACAGGUUAGAGCAUUUUUAGGUUUGUGCUCUUAUUAUCGGCGAUUUGUGAAGAACUUUGCAGAUAUAGCCAAACCUCUGCACAAGCUAACCGAGGAGAAGCGACAUUUCAGCUGGGAUGAAACUUGCGAUAUUGCAUUCCAGGAGCUCAAGACCCGUCUGUGCAAAACACCUAUUUUGGGGUACCCUGAUGCGGGCAAGGAAUUCAUAGUUGACACAGACGCAAGUGAUAUAGGACUUGGCGGUGUGUUGUCUGAACGGAAUGGUGAUCAAGAGAUUGUGAUAGCGUACUUCAGCAAGUCGUUGUCAAAGCCGGAAAGGAACUAUUGUGUCACAAGACGGGAAUUGCUUGCUGUGGUAAAGUCCUUGCAGCAUUUUAGCAAAUAUCUCCUGGGGCGGAAAUUCUACUUACGAACUGACCAUGCUGCACUGAAAUGGCUAUUGCAGUUCAAAAAUCCGGAAGGACAAGUUGCGAGAUGGAUUGAACUACUACAGGAAUACGACUUUGUGAUCGAACAUCGCAGCGGGAAAUCUCAUGGCAAUGCAGAUGCAUUAUCAAGAAGACCUUGCCCUGAAGAUUGCAAGCAUUGUACUAGGCAAGAGGGUAAAGAAGUAGUAUCUGCGAGGAUAUUUAGGACAGACCAGCUCAGCAAUGAAUAG
Molecule: messenger RNA, 1194 nt
Organism: Parnassius mnemosyne (clouded apollo)
Lineage: Eukaryota; Metazoa; Arthropoda; Insecta; Lepidoptera; Papilionidae
Source: the annotation of a GenBank genome assembly